CUACGCCCACCACACGGGAGGCGCGAACGCAAAGCCACAAACGACGCCCCCACAUCCCACCGGCCGCCAUGGCCGCCACCGCAGCUGCCGCUGCCACAGCUGGAGGCUUCCUCAACCUCGCUCCUUCUCGCGUGCCAACUACAUCCCCAUAUUGUCCUCUCUUCGGCACCUCCUAUGGGUGGCGCUCGCGGCGGCAGCUUCGUCUUUGUCCGCUGCUCGCGGCGUCGUCGGUGGCCGCUGGGGAAGCGUCGUACACGGAGCCAGAGGAGGCGCUGCUGGAGGCCCUCGUCGGCGUGCAGGGCCGUGGCCGUGCCGUCGCGCCGCGCCAGCUCCAGGAGGUGGAAAGCGCAGUUCAGACUCUGGAGGCACUCGAAGGUGUGCCUGAUCCGACCAAUUCGAGUUUAAUUGAAGGCAGCUGGAAGCUCAUAUUCACUACAAGACCAGGGACGGCAUCUCCCAUUCAGAGGACAUUCGUUGGAGUUGACUCUUUCAGUGUAUUUCAGGAAGUUUACCUUAGAACAGAUGAUCCAAGGGUGGUGAAUGUUGUCAAGUUUUCAGAAACAGUUGGUGAACUGGCAGUGCAGGCAGAAGCAACUAUUAAAGAUGGGAAACGCAUUCUCUUCCGUUUUGACCGAGCAGCAUUCACCUUCAAGUUCUUGCCAUUUAAGGUGCCAUAUCCAGUGCCAUUCAGGCUUCUUGGAGAUGAAGCAAAGGGUUGGCUUGACACUACAUACUUAUCUCGUAGUGGGAACAUACGUAUUUCAAGGGGAAACAAGGGAACCACAUUUGUUCUCCAGAAAAGUGCAGACCCAAGGCAGAUGUUGUUGUCAGCUAUAUCUGCAGGAACUGGAGUAAAAGAGGUUAUAGAGCAUCUUGCUUCAAGCAGAACAGGGGUUGAGGCUGAUCUGAAUACCCUAGCAGGAGAAUGGCAACUGUUGUGGGCUUCACAGACUGAAGGUGGAAGCUGGUCAUCGGUCACAUCUGCUGGUUUCAAGGAUUUCCAGACCAUAAAGGAAGAUGGGCAACUGAAAAAUUUGGUGAACCCCUUUCCAGGUGUCAGCCUCAGUGCAAAAGGCAACAUAUGCAAAUCAGGGAAUAGCAAUACCUUUCGCGUGUCCAUGAAUGAAGGAGCUGCUCAAGUUGGCGGCGUACAGUUUCCCAUGGACACUCGUGGAGAAUUUGUCAUGGAGAUCUUGUACAUUGACAAUAAGAUAAGAAUAUCUAGGCUCAACCAGCAUGAGCUUGUUCAUUUACGCAUUGCAAGUAGAACAUAGAUACCCAGAUAAAGGAUAUGUGCACAAAUUGCUUGAGUUGAUUGAUUGAGCACAGAUUGGUCAAAUGUAAGUAACUCAAAAUGGUUGGCUUCCUUGAUGUACACGUUGUUGUAUAUACUAGUGCAACACUCAGAAUUAUGUAAUUAUAGAU
Molecule: messenger RNA, 1425 nt
Organism: Lolium perenne
Lineage: Eukaryota; Viridiplantae; Streptophyta; Magnoliopsida; Poales; Poaceae
Product: probable plastid-lipid-associated protein 12, chloroplastic
Source: RefSeq, a predicted model, not a curated record